Messenger RNA from Phyllotreta striolata, 825 nucleotides. NCBI's taxonomy places the organism in Eukaryota, Metazoa, Arthropoda, Insecta, Coleoptera, Chrysomelidae. The record is from the annotation of a GenBank genome assembly.
AUGGCAUUCAGGUCUCCAGAUUUGUGGGUAAAAAGUGGCGGUAUAGCAUUGCUUUUUGCCAAAAACAGCCUCAAACGAUAUCAACAUUUAAUAAAAUGGAAAAAAGAUGCAUCCAUUCUGGAGCUUGGAUUUGGAACUGGACAUAAUUCAAUGCAAUAUUUGGUUCCUCUAUUACCUAAAGAUUACAAAGAAUUUAUUGGUUCUGAUGUGUCUGAAGAAAUGGUCGACUACGCUAAAAACGAUUUCAAAAUACCUAAAUCGAAAGUCGUUAAAUUAGAUGCUUGCUCGGAUGUUCCAAAUGAAUAUCGGGAACGAUUUGACCAUAUAUUUGCUUUCAUGCUCAUUCAUAUGUUAAAUAAGCCAAGAGAGGCAUUUAAGAAUAUUCACACAAUGUUGAAACCUGGAGGAUCGACGUUUAUAAUGUUUAUGGAAAGAAAACCAGUUGAGUAUGUAAUGGCCCAACUGAAACUACAUCCAAAAUGGAGCAAAUACGAUCAUGAUGUUAUGAUAGCUCCUUAUUUCUACUCCAAAAGUCCACAGGAAUUGUACAAGAAGGACAUAGAUUCUGCUGGUUUUGUUGAUUAUUUUAUGGAAGCGCAAAAUGAUUCAUAUAUCUGCGAGGAGGAAGAAUUCAUAGAUUUACAUAUGUGUGUUAAUGUAGUUAUACCGACGAUACCGGAAGAAUUACGUGAAGAGUACAUUAAGGAGUAUUUCAAAGAGGUACACAAAUCACCAGUAACGACAAUACGUCAGGAAAACGGUAAAAACAUCUUCAUAACCAAUGCUAAAGUUAUUUCUUUAUAUGCCACUAGACAAUUGCAUUAG